AUGAAUUCUGGGAAGAUAUUAAAAAAUACAUAUUAUUCACCUUUUAAAUCUAGAUGUUUGAGCAAUGUAAAUAAUAAUUUAUUAAAUCAAUCAUAUAACUUACAUUAUUUUUUGUUAAGUUCUGACAAUCCAUGUAAUAAUAAUGAAAUACAUUUGAUAGAAUACAAUGAUGAAAGUCUCAAUAUUGAAAAUGUAAAUAUAUUUACACAUCACGGAGAAAUUAGUAAUAUGGUUUGCUUAGGGAUGCAAGAAAAAGAAAAUGACAAAAAACAUAUUCUCGUUUGUUCUUCUGGGUUAUACUAUUCAAACGAUAAUAAUUGCAGUGGAAAUGACAUUCAGAAUGUAUGUUCAUUAUGGUUAGGAGAUUUAAAUAAUUUUAGAGAGAAUGACUCAAAUGAAACCAAUGAAUUAGAAGAUGUAAAAAAAAUAGAGAACGAAAUAAAAAACGAAUGUAUUGAAGAACAUUGUAGCGAUAAAUUAGAUGAUAAUUCUUUUUCAUAUGAUCAUAUGCAAGAAAAGAUUGACAACAAAAGUACUGAAGCACAAACAAAUAGUGAAAAUAUUAUAAAUAGUAAUAAAAAAUGUAUCCCUGAUUUAAAUAAAAAGGGAAAAUUAGAAAAAUUAUGUGAAUUAAAAAGAGAUGAGCAAUAUGUAGGAAUUAAAAAUAUAGCAUGGAAUGAUUAUGAAAAUGAAUUUCAAAAAAUAGCAAUUAUAGACAAAUAUAGUUACACAAUCUUUGAUAGAAAUAAUAGUAAUAAUAUAAAUUUUAUUACAUCAAAAUUUGUUAAUGAACAAUUAAAUUACGGAAUAUUUGAUCCUCAUCAUGAAAAUGUAUUAGCAGUUGCAAGUGAUAUACAUAUAUAUGGGUAUGAUAUAAAAAGUAAUAAACCAAUUUUUUCUACAUAUACUAAUCAUAAAGCUAACAUAACUUCUCUCGAUUUUAAUUCGAAUAUACCUAAUAUUCUUAUGACAUCAUCUAAAGAUGGUUAUAUAAAAAUGUGGGAUUUAAGAUAUCUAAAAAAUGAUUUUUUUACUAUGAAUAUACAUACACAUUGGAUUACUUCUAUCAAUAUUAAUCACUUUCAUGAUGAGUUAUUAUUUACAACAAGUACUGAUAAUACAGUUAAAUUACACAAAUUAGAAUAUACUAACAAUUUAAAUAUAAAAGAUAAACAAGUAAAUUAUCGAUUAAUAAAAACAUAUUCAGAUCAUGAAGAAUCAGUUUAUAAAGGUGCAUGGAGUAAAACAGAUGCUUGGGUAUUCGCUUCUCUCUCUUAUGAUGGAAGAUGUGUCAUAAAUACCGUCCCAACGGAAGAGAAAUAUAAAAUACUUCUCUAA
Messenger RNA from Plasmodium vinckei vinckei, 1338 nucleotides. RefSeq names its product protein TSSC1, putative. Gene Ontology annotation, biological process: protein ubiquitination. Gene Ontology annotation, molecular function: protein binding. NCBI's taxonomy places the organism in Eukaryota, Apicomplexa, Aconoidasida, Haemosporida, Plasmodiidae. The transcript has a single exon. The coding region runs from base 1 to 1338 and encodes 445 amino acids. The record is from RefSeq and is a predicted model, not a curated record.